GAGAGUACUGCACGCGUACGUAUCGAUGAAGAUGGCCGACGAGGAGGAUCCCAAGGUUCGGCCAACUGGCGUGGCGUGGGGUACGGCGCUGAUGGAACUGCAAAGUUGGCUGAUCUACCACCUCGUGGCCGUGAGCGACUGCAAUCAAGUGAUGCAGUCCGCGGCUACAGGUGGUGGUGGAGUAUAUCCGGCGGGACCUAGUGGUGGCGGCGGCGGCGGCGGCGGCGGUGGUGUUGGAACCACAACGACAACGACGAUGACGAGUAGCAGGGCACGGGACCUCGGCCUCAGAGCCCAGAAGAAACUGCUGGGCCGUUUCGCUGCAUCGAACGCCGGCAGAUCGCUACUCAUCGACGAUGCAACGACCUCCUUAUUGGACAACCUCUUCAAGCUCAUGGAGCGCGCGACGAGGAAAAGUCAGCAUCUCGAUAAGAAGCUGCCGGAGAAGGUGCUCAAGAAUAUCGUGAAGCUGUCGAUAAAGAUCGGCCUGCUACACCGGAACCAGCAGCUAGGCCCAGGUGACGCUGGCCACAUCGAGGAUGUUCGUCGCGCGCUGCGCUCGACGGCCAUGGCCGUCCUCUCCUUCUACGAGCUCGAUUUCAGCUACGAGCGCUCGUACCUGGUGAAAUCGCUCGAGCGCUGUCGAGCCUCGGUCCAGGCCCUCAUCAGGCCUCAUCUCACUGACAAGUCGUGCGAGCGUUGCGACCAGAUAUUCGACUUUCUUGUCCAUCCGGACUUCCUCGAAGCCGUUUUUGGACAAGACUCCGAGCUCAGGACGACCCUCGCCGCACUCACCGUCGACAUUAACAAGGCCCUGGAGACGGGACAACUUUGACUCCCCGUGCACGAUGUAUAUACCAGCUCGCAGGCGUCGCCCAGGGGACGAUCGCGUUUAUUUAGAUUAAGAGUCAUUGGCACUGUUAUGAGCAGUCUAGAUGAAGACGAUACUAAUACUUUCCGAGCGGUCAUGCAAGGGCUUUUCACGCAGGCCAAUUUGCUCUCGAUUGGGACUCCGCCCACCGGAUCUUUUAUCAUGUCGGAGUUUUUACUUUAGUUGCUUUAAUCAUCUGAACUAGACUGAAUGCACUAGCGAUUUGGCACAAACUUACCAAGAAUAAUGUGAUUCUCCGUCACAUUUAAUGAUUUAACCCGACAUAGACUAAGACGCCAGAACAUAUAGUUAAUUGACCAGUUGGAGGUAAAAAAUCCGCUUUUAUCAAUGUAAU
Messenger RNA from Ceratosolen solmsi marchali, 1226 nucleotides. It is a transcript of the gene sigmar, whose product is annotated as Tumor necrosis factor alpha-induced protein 8-like protein sigmar. The transcript is spliced from 4 exons. NCBI's taxonomy places the organism in Eukaryota, Metazoa, Arthropoda, Insecta, Hymenoptera, Agaonidae. Gene Ontology annotation, cellular component: cytoplasm. Gene Ontology annotation, biological process: regulation of apoptotic process. The record is from RefSeq and is a predicted model, not a curated record. Bases 26 to 835 code for a protein of 269 amino acids.